UGAAGAACGUCGAAUCUCGCCAAACAUAUAAACAUUUGAAUACAAUCAGUUCAAAAGCAAGAUCUAUUAUCAUUUGAUUCAAUAGUUUUUUUCUCUACAUUUGUUACGUUUUCAUGUGAAUGUCAAUUCUUCAUCAUUCAAAAUGAGUUGAUGUGCAAAAAGUCGGGCAUAGCUUCUGAACCAUAGAUGAUGACGUAAAUUUUUUUAGAGGGGAGUGAUGGCAAGAUUCCGUAGGCGAUCCCUGACGAAGUCAACAAUUUGUUCAUACUCGAUCAACCUUGCGACAAGUGGCUCUAGUACAACAAACUACCGAAUUUCUAUGUAUCUUCAUAAAUUUUUUGAUUAAAUUGGUUAAUUUUUCUGCGCAACCCUGGGAUUAAAUAUUUUUUUGAAUUCCACUAAUUUAUACAUCGAUACAUCAAGCAAUAUGAAUGGUAAAAUGGUUCUUGUGUAUAAACAGAAAUGGGGCGUUUGGUUAUCAAAAAUGGGAAAAUUACCCCCCAAAAAUGGGGAAUUGUCUGUCAAAAGUAAUGUACCCCGGAUUUGUUUCGCAGUUCAUCGAUAUUUAUGCGUUUGCAAAUUUAGUAUUAGUAAUAUGGGGUAUUGUUACUGUAUGUGGUACAAUGAUGAUGAUUCAUAUUGGAUUAUCACAAGACCCCGUAGACUGGCCAGCGCUUCUGAUUACCAUCUGGCAAUUAUUUUGGACAUUUGCUUUUUUAUUCUUAUAUUGUUACCGCGGCGAAGAAGUAAGCUAUGCAUUUGAGGAACUGGCUGAUGAGAUUUCUCAAUGUGAAUGGGACUCGUUUCCAUACCAACUACAACGCAUUCUACCCACUGUUUUGAUUGCUGCCCAAGAUUCGGUCCAAAUUAAAACAUAUGGUUACGCUUGUACACAUGAGAGAUUUCAAAAGAUUGUCAACGGCGGUUAUUCAUACUACGCUAUUCUCCGCGAGUUCUACUGAGUGAAUCAAUCGAUGUUGGAUUUUUAUGGAACUUAAGUAUAUUGGAUGACAAAUAUGUUUUUGAAAAAGAAAAAAAAAUAUUUUGAAUGCAAUUUGCAUCUUACACAUAUUCGCACAUAUUUUAUCGCAAACUUUAUUAAUUAACACAAACUAGAACAAUAAAUCUGAAAAACCG
This is a messenger RNA of Contarinia nasturtii (swede midge), 1137 nucleotides long. RefSeq lists its product as uncharacterized. Bases 432 to 962 code for a protein of 176 amino acids. Gene Ontology annotation, molecular function: olfactory receptor activity; odorant binding. The transcript is spliced from 5 exons. Gene Ontology annotation, cellular component: plasma membrane. Gene Ontology annotation, biological process: sensory perception of smell; detection of chemical stimulus involved in sensory perception of smell. Lineage: Eukaryota; Metazoa; Arthropoda; Insecta; Diptera; Cecidomyiidae. The record is from RefSeq and is a predicted model, not a curated record.